Pelobates cultripes (western spadefoot toad) is the source of this 7263-nucleotide messenger RNA. NCBI's taxonomy places the organism in Eukaryota, Metazoa, Chordata, Amphibia, Anura, Pelobatidae. The record is from the annotation of a GenBank genome assembly.
AUGGAUACACCAGGUAAGUGGUUUCUGUUCAUUGUGUCUAAGCUGCUUCUCUCUAUAACAUACACUCCAAGUGUUACUCUUUUCUAGGAGCUUCAUACUGUUGCUGUGUCUGAAUGUAACUACAAUAAAUCUGUCUGGGAUCAGAAGAAGUAAAACCCAUUUCUAAUUCUCUAACAACUUUAGCUGUGUCAACUGUUCUUACAAGGGGACCUAAAACUUCUCAACAACCCUGCCAUUUCCCUCUUUAAUAAAUAGUUGGGGUGUAAGGUGGGGUUUUCUUUUUUAUUUAUUUUUUUUUUUUUCUCACCUCUUCCCACUUGGUGAGAGGGCUGUGUAACUAGAUGUUCUGCUAUUUGUCUCCUGUAAUAGUUCAUUAUAUCUAUAAUGGUCUCUCACCCCUGAGAUCUUGUUGCUGGCUUGAGGGGGGAACUAAUUGGAUAUCAACUAGCUACAUUCAAAAGCUGGUAUGUUUGUUUUGAAUAUCUCGUUCUUGGUAAGACCAGGGUUAAAUCUGCUUGGUAAAACCAAGACUGAACUAGCAGCUAGAGAAUUAAACUAAAUCUAUUUAUUGCGUUUGUUUUGCCAUUUGGAUUUAAUACCAUGAAAUAUCUAUAGUGAAGGCUCAUUACCCAGCUAGACUCACUGUUCUUAGCACACUAAGUCUAAUGUUGCUCUCCAUGGGUGACUUAGACACUCCGGAUGGGGUGUACCUGUGGUUUUUUUUUUUUUUUUUUUUUAAAUGCACCUGCAGAGGAUGGUUAAAAUGCUCGGCUUGUGGUCUUAAUGAACUGGCUCACUUAGUAUUUCCCCUUGCUAGUUAUAAACUGAACUAGGGCUGAAGCCAAAUGCUCAAAUUGUUUUGGUUUUGUAAGCAAUAACCAGACCUCUAAUGAGGCUGAAGCUAUAACAGCAAGAGGCUCCACCAAUCACAGGGUCAAUACAGCAAUUAUUUGAAUUAUUUAUAAAGGUAACUUUCACUUCCAUCCCAGUGUGUGGGCUUAUCUCUCUUGAUGCAUAUUACAUUGAAUAUGUUGGGCAGUCUUCUUCUAAAUGAUAUGGCACUAGAAAUAGAGGCAGACUAUAAAAUAAAUGGAGCAUCUUGGUUAUGAAGAAAUGUUAAAGGGACACCUGUGUUCCUGCGCUAGGUUUUCCUUGCACCACCUUACACUGUAAGGGUUAAUGAAGCAUUGUUUUAGGGUGGAAAUGACCACAGGGUCUAGAAACACCAACAAAGUUUCUGCUUUCCUUUUUAUCUCUAUAAUCAGCUGUUGGGAAUACUCACUGACCUCACACCACUCAGAUGUAGUCUCAAUAGGCAUUCAAAGGUUUUAAUGCAUAGUACAUCGUUGUUGCAGAAAUGCCUCUGCCAUGUGUGCCUGGAGGGGCUGGCUGGUUCCUGCCUAAAGACUAUGGGCCCUGCAAAAACCCUGUUAAAAAAAACUUUGCUCAUGCGUGGGUUUAUUUAUUUUUCUCCUAUGCAUGAAUUAUGGACCAUCCGGGAGCUUGUUUUAGCCCUAUCAUCACCUCCUUUAAAGAUUCUAACUGUAGGUCUGGGUGGCCGCAGUUUGUAUGUAUGAACGACCACAGGUGUUUGGGCUUUGAGCGCAUGGAACUGAAUCUGACACUGAAACGUCCGAACACCGCUGGACUUGCAUCAUCACCUGCAUGCAUUUCUAGACCACCUGGAAGGGCUUUAUUCAUCUGGAUGAGAGGAAGAAGCUCCAUGGUAUGACUAUUGACUACGUUUGGUAGUUUGUUCACUUUCAAACUACCAACCUUGACUGACCGCUACCACUUUUCCCUGGAACUAUUUUUGGGCAGGAGUCUCGUGUGGCUGGGCAAACUAUGACUUCCAUAGAAAGCCUGAACCGACCUGGGUGGCCAACAUAUCCUAAAAAUCACCCAUAUCGGGGCAUCAAGAGAUGUGACUUUGGAAGGGGGGGGUUGUGUUUUUGGGGUGUCUGUAAAAUGUGUUUGUGCCUGGAGAUAAUUGAGUUUGUACAGUUCCUGACUGAAUAAUCUCUCAAGCACAGGGGAGGGAUUGCCCUGUUUUUAGUAUGGGAAACCCUUUGCAUAAAAGGCGGUGUCUGGCUUCUAAUCAGGACUCCCAGCAUUAAGUCUGGACUCGUGUGGGGGAACAGAUACUGCUAGACCACUUGCUCUUUUACUGGCUAUACAGCGCUGCUCUCUUGGAGAGGUUUUCCCACUGGGAGCUGGAUCCAGGUGUUUGGUCCAGGGUGGAAAGGGACAACAAAAGACAAGCUGUGGCGGCUAAGGCUGGUUAUGGUGUCCUGUGAGCACAAGGAAGCGUGACUGGCUGAGGUAACACAGUUGGGGUGCCAGGCGGUACGUCACAAUCGUGUCUGUAUAGAAAUAUAAAACCAUUUGUCUAGGGGUGUAUAAAUAAACAUUAUCCAAUCAUGGAAGCCUCAGAACCGUAAGUAACUUCAUAUAAAACUUGCUGUUAGUCUCUUGUUGACUGAUGCAAGAGACAGUCUUAGAUUUAGGAACCCAAUUAAGAAUUGCAGGUGUUAUAAAUGCUAUUUUUAUUUAAUUUUCUUCAAGUGCAGGAUGUUUAUAAACGAGAGCACAAGAAUAGAAAAAUAUUAUAAUAUUAAAAAGUGAGUUCAACCCUUCCAAAGCCUGAGUAUCUUUUAUUCUAAUCAGGCCUACUGACCAUUUUGUCUUUCAAGUUAUGUAUAGCGUAAUACUCUAGCUACGUAACAAAAAAUACAGAAGAAAGCAGGACACAAGACUGACAGUCUGUAAAAUAUAUAUCUGUAUGUCUAGGGGAAUACUCACUCACCAUUGCAUAAGUAAAUCAAUAUUUCCUGACAGCUGUAAUUACUAAUAUAUUCAGCACCGCUUUCCCUCUGUUCUGGGUCAGUGUUCAGCUUCCUCUGCCACUUGACUGCAAAUGCACUAUGCUUCAAUGCUUUCCUACCAGGAUAUUACUGAUCCUGGAUCUCAUCAUGCAGAUUUUCAAAAUAUUCUAAUAAAACAAUAUGUGCAAAGCGGUUUAGAGAUCUUCAUUUUUAUACCCCUCAUUUCUAAUGAAUAACUUGCACCCUAGUCUGCUUCACUUGUAAUGGUAGAAUUCCUAAUGUGACCAUUCUCUCCCUAAUAAGAGGUCUUCUUAUACACCAUGCAUAGCCUGCAGUUAAAGAUUUAAAAUCUAAAUACAAUCUGUUUGAACAAAAUCCCAUGUUGUGAAUUGCAUCUGAUGGUGGCUAUAACCUCUUCCUAUUGGCUUCCAGAUACCCUCCUGUUUGCUGUGAAGGAUUACAUUGGCAGAGCUGGAUUACCACCCAAGAAUCUCCUGGAUAACUUUGAUGCCAGAUCUUGCAUUUUAGGGAAGCUGAAUAAUGUCAGUAAGAUUGCCUUUAACCCAGAAGGGGUGCUGUUUGCUGUGCGUGGUACAGAGCUUUUCAUGGGAGCUAUGCCUUCAAAUCCAAACCUGGACUGGUUCUCGACUGCAAAAAGAGUGGGCAAAACCGACUGGGAUGGGUUUAAAUUUCUCUUCUUUGAUCCAAAUGGCCUUCUGUAUGCAGCUACCAAGAAAGGGGAGUUCUACAAGGGUCCAGCACCAAGCAAUGAAAACGUGUCCUGGCUUUAUGGCCAAGCCACCAAAAUAGGAACUGCUGGCUGGAAUACAUUUGAUGCCCUCUUCUUUGACCCUAAAGGCAUCCUGUACGCAGUGACAAGUGAUGACAAGCUUGUGACGAGAAGCCCUCCAACCAAACCAGACGAUAACUGGCUUGGCUCCAGCAAAACCAUUGGAAAAGGAGGCUGGCGCAUCCUGACCCAUUUCAUGGCUUUCACCCUAGAGUCAGACCUGUGGUGUGUGGAUUCAAAGAAUGGCAGCAUCUAUAAAGGACCAGUUCCGACCACUGCUGAUACCAACUAUAUUGAAAAGGCAGAGAAACUGGGCUGGGGUUACAAUGUCUACCCCCUCCUUUCCUUCACCAUUGAUAAAACCAUGCAGAGUAUUGUAAGCUUUGAAUUCUUGCCAGAUUCAGGGAAAAUCCUGUCCCAAGGCACAGAGGUGGUGCAGACCCAGAUCUAUAACAACAAGAGCAGCACUCCCUUAAAGCACACCUUCUCGUAAGUAAUGGAAACUUUAUUGUGCUGCCUCUAAUACUUCUGCUUGUUGGCAAUGUUUGUUCGUUCUGUGGUGUCAGUGAGGUAAAUGCCUGCUGUACAGAGUACUUGGCUCCAGGUGGUGGAUAGAAAGGAUCUGUAACAGUACAUAAAUUUAGUAAUAUCCCACAUGUGGUCAAUACUGAACAAAGUAGCUGGAGAACUGGGUCAAUAGACCUGUGCAAUUCAUGUAAUUAUAUCUUGGAAGAGUCCAAGUGGCCAAAACUGUGGUGUGUGGGUUUUUGUUUUUUUUUUAAGUAAGGACUCUUCUACUAAAUAUCAGAUGGUUGGCUUUCUUUUCAGCAUUUUAAUGGAUUUGUCAUUAACUUGGUAUUUAUGUUGCACUCUCAUUAUUGAGCCAUCUGCUCAACCUGGAUUAAUGGGUACAUGAAUUCCAGAAGCCAAUGGAACAUCUAUAAUUUCUUUGUUUUUGGACUCUUUAAGCAAACAAAGGUUGAGAUUUUACAGAUCAAAAUAGUUUGGGUCUCUUCUUUGUAAUUACCAAGGCACAUUCUUGGCAAACAUCUCUUACAAACUAGAUUUGGGCACGACUAGCCGUAGUCCUGUCUCUCAAUAUAUUAAUGUGAAGGGGUUUUUUUUUUUUUUUUCUCUCUAGCUUCUCAAAAACCAUAACUGAGAGCAGCACCUUCAGCCAGGAACAUGGAUUCACGGUGGCUGUUGGAGCAGAGAUGUCGUUUAAAGCUGGCGUCCCAUUCAUAGGAGAAAUGGAGACCAAGAUUUCCAUCAAUGUGAGCACAACUCAUACCUGGAAGUUCACCACAACCAACACUACACAGGUAAGCAUGGCUUGUAUAAUGAGAGUGAGAAGAGCUUCUCUGCAUUAGUCUUGGUUUGUUGCUUACAGUAAAGUCACACGGCUAUGAGGGUAAUUCUUCAACUGGUUUCCAUUUUCUGCUAGUGGCUCUCCAUGUAUGACUUGUAUCUGCUUCUAAAGCAACAGUCCCACUGGUUAUAGGUAGCCUGGGUUGGUAGAUGUGGGGCCUGUUACUGCCACUCCAAUAACAAGGCAGCUAGCUGUUAACAAAUAGCUUAAUGGUACCGGCCCGGUUCAGUGUACCCUCUUGCCCAACCUCCUCUAAAAACACUACCUCUCUACUCUGAACUGGUUAACUUGUAGCCUGCUGCAGUGUUAAGUUAGCUUUCCUAAUGGGAUAUUCUAAGCAUUAAAACAAUGUGUGCUUAAUGAGGCAGUUCUGGUGUAUAGAUCAUGCCCCUCCAGUCUCGGUGCUCAAUUCUCUUAAACCUUUUUUGUUUCUCGCCCUAACUCCUGACUGUGACAGCCUGAAUGGUGAAAUGGCUUAACUUUCAAUCAGGCUUACUUGGCAUCUAAAAUCUGAUCUCCUGUUUUCUUCACUGAACUGUAUUCACACAUGGCUAUUGUAGUAUCUAGGAAGAUAUUAACCGAGCAGGAGAUGAUGAAUUUUAGAUUAAUCCUUCUGUGCAAUAAAGGAAUCUGUAAUAUCUAGGCUCUUUCAUGAAUUGUUUUGGAAGUCUGUGCAGAUCACAUGCAGGGAGGUGUGAUUUAAGGCUGCCUAAACAAAGUGAUAGGCCCUGGGGCAACCUAAUGUUAACCUCACCUGCAUUAAAAGGUUAACAUUAGGUUGCCUGAGGUGUCGUGCCCAUCAAGCGUGGAUAAGGUCGGCUGAUGGCGGGCAUUGGAAGGAUAUUUUUAUGACUGGGGGAGGUGAGAGUAAGUGGUGACUAGAAACCACUGUAUGUUUAUUGGCAAGGACGGUUGGGUCGCUGCAUAGCACUAUGUUUGAGUUAUUAUAUGUAUAUAUGUUAAUUUAUGAUUUAUUUAUAACAAUUUGGUUACAGAAAGAGUUUAAUAAAGCUAUGGAUGUGUUAUGCAGUAAUUUAUUUGUUAUAAUAAAUGCUGUGGCCUGUUCAUCCAUACUAAGUUGUCUGUUAUUGGGUUGGGGGGGUUAUUUAUGUUUAUGUGGCAUCGUAAUUCCCCACUACAUACAUGAACUCCAAAACUGCAUAACUGAGCAGUAAGACUGCAGAGGCAUGAUCUAUACACAAAUAGCUUCACAAAGCUACAGCUUUGGUGUCUAGUGUCUUUAUUGUAGCCAGGGGCAUGUAUGUGCAUAGUGGGUAUUGGAUAGCAUUCCUUUCAUCCCCCAUAAAACCAUAAUUUACCCCUUCAAAUAACGACAGACAACUUCUUGGAGAAAACAGGCCACCGCAUUUAUUAACACAACCAAAUACUGUGACUCAUUGAACAUAUAAUGAAAUAACAUAAACAAUUUGCAUAUAGUCAUACAGUAACCAAAGAAACCAUCCUUGCCAAUCUAAUUUCCCCAAGGCUCUCACCUUUCCACCCCCCAUCAUAAUAAAUACAUCUUCCUUUUCAGGGCUCACCACCGACUCAGUGGGGCCCAACCAUAAUGCUCCCCACUGGUCAACUUACAACGCAGUGGGAACACGUCCAACCUGGUAUCUCCUCCAGGUUCACCGUAAGAGACAGGGGGAGGAUGAGACCUGCCCAUUAUCCCCCUCUUUCAUCCUUUAUUUGGCAAGGACACCCCCCUGCCUCACUGACAACCCCCUGGGCCCAAAGCAGCAAAGGGAGGGUGGGCAGGAAACGUGUUGCUGGCCUGGCUCCUAGGUGGCACUGAGGUCAGUCUAAUCUUUUACCACUCGCAUCUCACACUCCCACAUGUAGCAUAGCCAAUCAUGCAUCAUCCAUCCCACACGCAUACAUGUGCCCCUGUCAGCUAAGCUGCACACUCUCCCUGGGGCCUAGAAGGCUUCAAUAAGCACCACACAACAAAAUCCUGUGUGCCUUUCUAAUCUCUCACUUAACCUUAUUGUGGUGCAGUCCAGCUGAGAGUGGCUGGUUGAAACCUGCAGGUUUCAAGUUUUCCCCAUUACUUCACCUUCUUUCUUCUGCAGACUUCCUUCUCAUCCAGCUCUGAUGUGGAGGUACCAGGUGGACAUUCAAUACGUAUGGUGGCAUCUGUGACCAAGGGAGAAAUGGACGUACCGUUCUGUGCCAAGAUCCGCACCUUGUUUGGUUAUGAGACCACCAUCCAGGGAAUGUGGAAAGGGGUCACUCACUAUAACCUGAUGGUCACCCAGGAAGACUACAAACCAUGA